Echinops telfairi (small Madagascar hedgehog) is the source of this 863-nucleotide messenger RNA. It is a transcript of the gene PSMB4, whose product is annotated as proteasome 20S subunit beta 4. NCBI's taxonomy places the organism in Eukaryota, Metazoa, Chordata, Mammalia, Afrosoricida, Tenrecidae. The coding region runs from base 84 to 731 and encodes 215 amino acids. The record is from RefSeq and is a predicted model, not a curated record. The transcript has 6 exons. Gene Ontology annotation, cellular component: proteasome core complex.
GGGGACUUGGUCCUCGGGCUGUCGUGGGCGCCGGCUUUUCGCCGCGCCGCCGCUCAGCAGACCCUUCUCUCCCCAGGAACCCCAUGGUGACCGGGACCUCAGUCCUCGGUGUUAAGUUCGAGGGCGGAGUGGUGAUUGCCGCAGACAUGCUGGGCUCGUACGGCUCCUUGGCUCGUUUCCGCAACAUCUCUCGCAUAAUGCAAGUUAACGACACCACCAUGUUGGGUGCCUCUGGAGACUACGCGGAUUUCCAGUAUUUGAAGCAAGUUCUCGGCCAGAUGGUGAUUGACGAGGAGCUGUCGGGAGAUGGGCACAGCUACAGCCCUCGAGCGAUCCAUUCCUGGCUGACCAGGGCCAUGUACAGCCGCCGCUCCAAGAUGAACCCGCUCUGGAACACCGUGGUCAUCGGAGGCUUUGCUGAUGGAGAAAGUUUCCUCGGUUAUGUGGACAUGCUUGGUGUUGCCUAUGAAGCUCCUUCGCUGGCCACUGGUUAUGGUGCAUACUUGGCUCAGCCUCUGUUGCGAGAUGUUUUGGAGAAGCAGCCAGUGCUGAGCCAGACAGAGGCCCGGGAGCUAGUGGAACGCUGCAUGCGAGUGCUGUAUUACCGAGAUGCCCGUUCCUAUAAUCGGUUUCAAGUGGCCACUGUAACAGAAAAAGGUGUUGAAAUAGAGGGACCACUGUCUGCUGAGACCAACUGGGAUAUUGCCCAUAUGAUCAGUGGCUUUGAGUGAAUACAGAUGUAUUAGAGUGAAUACAGAUGUAUUAUCCAGUUCUGAAGUUUGUACCCUUCAGAUUAGCUUUGAACUUAGCUGGCUCACAGCGGUAGAUUUUUCUUUUGUAAAAUAAAUCAAUCCUUUGAAAUG